Molecule: messenger RNA, 1470 nt
Organism: Durio zibethinus
Lineage: Eukaryota; Viridiplantae; Streptophyta; Magnoliopsida; Malvales; Malvaceae
Product: protein transport protein SFT2-like
Biological process (GO): vesicle-mediated transport
Cellular component (GO): membrane
Source: RefSeq, a predicted model, not a curated record
CAAACUGCACUGAUUCCUCCCAAAGUAAGGAGUAAAAAAUAUUAAAUAAAUAAAAAAAAACCGUCGGUAGAGAUGGUAGUAAUAUUAGCGACGUAAGCUGGCGCCAAAACCCACUGCAAAGAUCUCAAAACCUCGAACGAUCCAAUCUAAACCCGCUGAAUUCCAAGCUUUCUUUAGCCCAAAAUAAAAAACGUCAAGAAACAAAGUUAAGUAAAAACAAAAUUACGAGAAAAUGAAGAAGACGGCGCAUUCUUGGUUCUUAGGCGGACCCAGCAGCAGCGGUGUCGAUCAACAGAAAUCACCGUCUUUGCUGGCAGAUUGGAAUGGCUACGCCGCUUCCCAAGACUCUGAUUCUGCUGCUCUUGGGUUCGAUCUCGAAGCCGCCGUCCGUACCACCACCGACAAAGUGAGCGGCACAUUUAACGGGGUCUCAAAAGGAGUCAGAGACUUACCAGGCAGCUUUCACUCUGCAACUAGCAAUGUACCUUCUGGUAAAUCCUUAAUGUACUUCGGCAUGCUCCUUGCUGCUGGAGUGUUCUUCAUUUUGAUUGCAUUCACCAUGUUCCUUCCAGUGAUAGUAUUGGUGCCUCAGAAGUUUGCUAUCUGCUUUACAAUCGGUUGUGCAUUAAUUGUUGGCUCAUUCUUUGCUUUGAAAGGUCCUCGAAAUCAGCUUGCUCACAUGUCCUCCAAAGAGAGGCUGCCUUUUUCAUUGGGUUUCAUAGGCAGUAUGGUGGGAACCAUUUAUGUUUCCAUGUGGCUUCAUAGUUACUUUCUUUCCGUGCUGUUCUCUGUAUUACAGGUUGUUUCACUAUCAUACUAUGCCAUAUCCUACUUCCCUGGAGGAUCUGCUGGAUUGAAAUUUCUUUCUUCUGCUCUUACCUCGUCGGUAUGGAGAUGCUUUGGGAGGUGAUAUUGGGGUCCAGGCUUCUCAUAUGGUGAUUUGGUCAUUCACAACUUGCAGCCUUUUACGAGAUUCAGGUUCUUCCAAUAUUCAUUGUUGUGAAACAUUAGUAGUUAUGUAUAAUCUUUCUUGGAGUAACUUCUGAUCAGAUUAUGAGAUAUAAUUGAGUUGCCUUUCAGAUUCAACCAUAUUUUAGGCACAUGAUAAAUUCCUGUACAUUUGUUCUUUUAAAAUCUAAAUAGUCACGAUAACAUAAUGCAUUUUUUUAAAAAUUAUUUCUUUAUAUUUUGUCAUUUUGGAAUAUGCUUUUGGGCCCCUGUGGAAAUAUUUAUAUUAUCUGCUUGAAAGAGGACCGAUAGUGAGUGAAGCUAAAACUAAUGUUUGAGCACCCUUGCAUCCUAGCCUAAUCCUUAUUGCAACUAGUACAAGCAUCUCCCCCCUAUGUCCCAUAGUAGAACAAACUAGAAUCUCAUGUAUUAUGUUGCUUGGAGUUGAGAGCCAGCGAUGGAUACGGGUAUGUAUCAAAUAGACAGAUGCAUGUACUUUUUUCUUUUCUAAAAUUUUUCAUU